Messenger RNA from Ectocarpus siliculosus, 2686 nucleotides. NCBI's taxonomy places the organism in Eukaryota, Phaeophyceae, Ectocarpales, Ectocarpaceae. The record is from the annotation of a GenBank genome assembly.
AUGAGUCUGAACCAGCAGGGCGAACCCGAAGUCGCAGAUCGGAAGACUGGGAAUCGGGCGCACCGUCGCUCCGAGAGCGAGGCCAGUGGCGCGUUCGGCGGAGGUCCUCGUCCAUUCACCAGCACCAGUUACGAUAGUCCCCGAUGGAGAGGUGGAGGCGCGAACAAGCAACGUGGGUCAGGGGGGCGGUACGGGUGGAGGGCGAACGAUGGCAAUAACGUAUCGCCGGCGGACGAUGAAAAUCCCAGACUGGUCUCCCUUGCUGACUUAAUCCGCAAAGAGGACAAGGUCCCUGCGACGCUCUUGUACGAACACCCAGGCGAUACGGACGCUCCGAUGGAUGCCCGGGACAUCGAGGCGGGAGGCCUCACCCACCAAGCCAUGAACGGCGGGGCGGUUGGCAUGCAAGAAGCUCUUCAAGCGGCCGAGCACGGCAACUCUGUUCGCCUGUCGAAAUUCUUGCAAGAUGGAGGCAAUCCGGACACGUUGUCAAGGCUCCACCACCUACGUUGGAGCCUGCUGCAUUUAGCUGCAGGGUGCUCAUCCAUGGGAGGCCGCUUGGCUUUUGCGUCCCAUCGUCGUCGCCCCGAGCCGGACUGCAACGAUGGAUACGUGACCUGCGUUUCGGAGCUGCUCGCCGCGGGCGCUGAUCCUAACAUUACGUCUAGUAGCUUAGGAUAUACGCCCCUGAUGAGUGCGGCGUUAACUGGAAGCAAGGAAUGCUGCUGGUUGUUGCUGAGGGCUGGGGCUCGGCUGGACAUGAGGGCGGACGAUGGACGAACUGCGUUCGACUUUGCCCAGAAAGCCAGGCACCUUGGCGGUGGAAGUUCGGGGGGUACACACGAUUCCGUCUUAGAUGUCCUUCGCGAACCCCCGAAGAAAAUUCCAAGGUCGCCAACGUUGGUAAUCGCAGCGCUUGCUGAACGAUCAAGCCUCGAGCCGGAGGAGGAGGUCCCUCCUGUGGAGGUUCGGUGGAGGGUGCCGUCGCAGGCUAGUCUUGCUCCGACUUUAUGCGGAGACGUGGAGAGAUUUUACCUCAAAACGUGGUGCCGAGGAAAAGGAAAAGAGGUGAUCCGGACGAAGACCUCAACAGUAGACGUGCCUCGGAGAGAUUUCUGCCGAAAUCAGUGAGAGCAAGCUCACCCAGGCGGAGUUCAAUGCGGGUGACAGUCUUCAAGGUUCCACCUCAUGUGGGACCCAAGAGGCCAAAGCGCACUGCCUUUUGCUCCCACUCAAAAAUUUGUCGGAGAUUUGCCACUUGAUUGUUCCACAUAGAAAAACAAAGAUGAAAUGAUACUUCUUUGAAUUUGGGGUGAAUCAAACCGACAGCACACUUUUCUCUCACCCUUGGGCGAGAUACACGCAACCGAUCUGAAAGUUAUUCACCACGCUGGGUAGCAUAGAUCUAUGCGCCCAUCACGCACGCGUCCCUGCACGUGUCGCUGCACACGGGAGCCUAGCUGCUUGCAAGCGUUGCAGCAGCUGGCGUGCUGUGCCUGUUUCGGCUGUAUGACGUGCUACAAGGAAGAUCCAGUCCAUUGGUGCUUGAUUUUCCGUUGGGAAAACGAGAAAGCAAGGGCCUUCUCGUCAUGUUGAGUUCGCUCGUUUCACAAGCAAGCAAGGUUCGAGAUAAAGCAUUGACUAAGAAAGCCCACAUUGCCACGGACAGAGAGUGAACACAGGUGGCAGCCUGCAGUUUUUUGCCUUGAUUCUCGACCCAAGAGAUCAUCGACAGAGGGAUCGCUCUUCGAAAAAACCUCUGCCUUCCUCAGUCGCAAACGACAUCAGCCAUCGUCCAUGGCCUACAGGCGGGGGAUAUAUACUCGUUCACUGUUUCUUGUGUCGCGGAGGUGGAAGGCGCGCUGCGACAUUCCCCACCGUCUUGCAUGUCGAAGCCGCUACUGAUUCCGGAAUCGAAGGAGGAUCAUCAGUGGCGCCUUGGAGGGAUGCUUCAGAUGGUAACUGGGAAAGAGACACCCUCAACUGGUACAACCGGAGAGGGUAGCGCAGCACCACAGGUACGACGGGUGACCAACCAAUCUCCCACAAGUAUUGACCAGCGGCGGGGUCCUGCAAAGAGUUUCAGCGUGUCCUGGGCGAAGGAUGAUAUCGCUCCCACGAUAGAUCAACGACAACCGGCAAGUUACCGCGCGAGCGAUGAUGUGAUCGUGUCUCCGUCCGGCGACUUCGGGCGGUCCUUAACAAGCAGUACCAGCGAGUGGGAGCCCAAACACGCUUCCCCUGUGGUGCCUUUGCGACGUCGCUCGCAGUCGUACGCGAGCUCCGCGACGCGAGCCGACACAUUCCUACAGACUUCGACGGCUGACGAGACAAUUCGAGCCUCGAUGGCGUUCCCUCCCCCAAGUACAUCCUCACCUUUGGAAGAAGGAACCGAAGCGCGGCCGUUAUUCAGUGACACGACGCCGCACGCUGGACGGGCUCAGGGAGAAAUGGGUGGCGGAGGACCCCCUCUGACCUUCUCGACGAAUAGUUCGGGAUUCGAAGCGAGCGAAUUUUACGAAGACGGUGGCUGUAGCGUUAGUUAAAUAGUUGGGCGUUUGCAGGGCAACGGGUUUUCGUUGUCUGGGUGAUGGGGUGCUUUUUUCAGGUGAACCUUUUGUGACCAGAGGUUGACGUUGGGAUGAGCUGAUUCGGCCUAGGGGACUAUCUCGGCUGCCCACGACAA